ACACGCGACCAAUGCCAAUGCGUGAGUGUGGUUUUGGGGGGACACGGACACUGAGAGUGGUCGGGUGAUCUCAAGCUGGCGUGAAGAUGGGGAAGGUGCACAUCCGACAGAAGGGUCGCAAUAAGGCCUACCGAUGGGCCAAGGGCCACAGCUCGGACUCCAAUCCACCGCUCAAAAAGUUCAGACAGAAUGCUCAAGCUGGCUUCUUUCAGCCUUUGGGUGAGCCAAAGAAAGGCGGUCUGACGACGGACGCGCUCUCCAAGCAUGACGCCGUGCUCGGUGUCUCCGAGCUGAGGAACAUUGAGGACGUGGUUGAGGAGGAUCAGGAGGACGCGCUCUCGGAGGGCGCGCUCACACUCGGCUCGCUCGGACAGGCCUCGUUCCGCACGUUCGCCACCGACUUCACACAGUGCACCGUGCCGUCGUUCAGCAAACUGCUCACGACUGUUCGGAAAGACUCGCCCAUUUACAACGAGAUGCUGGCGAUCCUGGCCGCCGUCACCGAGGUGGUCAAGGAGAAAGAAGGUCAAGAAACCGUCACCGAGUAUUUCGGUGCCCUGAUGUCGGUGCUCGAGUCCACUGAGGAGGAAGGGGUGCAGCUGCAGGCCGUCUGUCAGCUCCUCUCGCUCGGUAUCAGGCAUACCCCUCGGCCCGUGCUCAUCUCAAAGUUCUCGCUCUGCUCCAAGCUGCUGAUGGCGCGCCUCGAGGCCGUGAUGGCCACAGGCACCGUGCUGCUCAUCAAGUCGCUGCUGGAGUGUCUGGCGGUGCUGCUGCGCGCCCAGCCGGCCGCCACAUGGGCGGAGCCGUCCACGCUGCAGAUGUACUCGGGCGUGCUCAGUUUCGUCAUCCACACGCGGCCGAAGGUGCGCCGCGCCGGCCAGCGGGCCGUCAUCUCGACACUGCUCGGCUCGGCGUGUAUGCGCCAGGACGAGGAGAGCCCGGCGCACCACCCGGCCGCGGCGACCACGGCCCAGUUCUGCCGGCAGCAGAUGGAGCAGUGCGGCGGCGCCGGCCGCGCUGUCACCACGCUGCACGUCCUCACACUGCUGCGCGCCGUGCUGCACACCUUCCCCCGACAGCAGCUCAAGGCCGUCAUCGAGACCAUGCUGAAGCUGAUGACGCUGGCCUCGCCGCUGGUGAAGCGCUCGUGUCUGCAGGCGCUGCAAGCCAUGCUGGUGAACAGUCCCGACCGGCAGACGCUGCCGCCGGCCAUGAACGCCCAGCUGGUGUCGGCGCUGUACGACUACCAGCCGCCGGUGGGCGACGCGGCGCCGCUCGUCUCCUGGCUGUCCGCCAUGCACGCGGCACACACCUGUCUGUACGGGCGCGACCAGCAGCUGGGAGCGGCGCACCUGCCGCGGUUCUUCGCCGCCGCCGCCGCCUGCUGGGCCUCCAGUAAGCCGGAGGUGCGCACGGCCGUCACCGAGGCGCUCUCGGGCCUGAUCGACGCCGUGGUGGCCGAGCUGGACGCGGAUGGCGAGCCGGCAGCGCGCACCUGCUUCCAGUCGCUCAUGGACGGACUGCAGUUCCAGUAUGUGGACGCCUGGCCGCUGGUGCUGCGAACGCUGAGCAAGUUUUUCACGUCGUACGGCGCGCGCUGCCGGCCGUUCGUGGGUCCGUCGCUGGUGACGCUGGCCGAGCUGCGCGACACGGAGCAGUUCACCUACACAGCAGAGCUGGAGGCGGCCAUCGGCGCGGCCGUCUCAGCCGUCGGGCCGCGCACACUGCUGGAGCACGUGCCGCUCCGCAUCGCCGGCGACGAGAGCGACGACCCGGAGUUCUCGCGCAGCUGGCUGCUGCCGGUGCUGCGCGCCGCCGUGCGCGACACAGAGCUGGCCUUUUUCGCCGAGUACUUCCUGCCGCUGGCGCGGGCGCUGAAAACGCACGCCCAGCAGCUGGAGCAGGCCGACGACCGACGCAUGUGCCGCAUCUACAACACGCUAGAGCUGCAGGUGUGGGACUUGCUGCCCGGCUUCUGCACGGGAGCCCUGGACGUGCCCGACAGUCUGAAGCGGGUGGCACGCGCCCUGGGCUCUCUGCUCACCGAGCGCGAGGACCUGCGGCUGGUGGUGCUCUCCGCGCUCCGGCUGCUCGCCACCAAGUCCAGCGACGACGAGGCCUCGCGCGCCGAGGUGGCCAGAUUCGCCAAGAACUACCUGCCGAUCCUUUUUAACCUGUACAUGACGCUGCCGAGCUCAGGUCCGGGUCAGGGCCACCGGGCCGCCGUACUGGAGACGGUCACCGCCUACCUGACCGUGGCCGACCACGAUCUCAUCAAGGCACUUGUCGACAAGGCGCUGGAGAAGGUGGGCGCCGGCGAGCCGUCUGACGAGGACCGCGCCCACAUGCUGGACCUGCUGCGCACCAUGCUGCCGCACAUGGAGGCCGACGUGAUCGCGCGCGUCUGGGGCUACGCCGGCCCGUUCGUGGAGGGCGAGCAGCGGCUCAGCCAGAAGACCGCCUACCGACUGCUGGAGGACGUGUGUCAGAGCCAGCAUCAGGGCUGCAUCACAUUCGUCCAGGAGAACCACAUGGACCUGAUGAGCGCGCUGAAGCGCUCCAUGGCGUCGGCCAGCGCGUCGGCCAAGACCACCAGGCUGUCGUGCCUGGCCGGCCUGCUGGAGCACCUAGACGGCAGCAGCGAGCACUUUGUGGCCGGCGUGCUGCCCGAGGCGGUGCUCUGCUGCAAGGAGCACAACGAGAAGUCGCGCGCGGCCGCGUUCCGUCUGAUCGUCCGUAUCGGCGAGACACUGCGCCGCUGGGCGUCCGAGGCCGGCCAGGAGCCCGAGGAGGCCAUGCGCACCUACAUGAAGAUGCUGCUGGCCGGCCUGACGGGAUCGCCCAAGCUGAUCGCCGGCACGCUGCUGGCCACGGCACAGGUGAUCCACCAGUUCAAGGAGAUCUUCCCGGCCGACCUGCUGGACCUGACGCUGGACAACGUGUGCCUGCUGAUGACUUCGUCCUCCCGAGAGCCGGCAGAGGCGUGCCUCUCGCUGGUCAAGGCGCUCGUGUUCGCCAUCGACCCGGCGGUGUUCGCGCGCUUCCUGCCCCGUCUGAUGAAGGCCAUCGCCAUGAUGACGCCCGACUGUAAACGGCACUUCCGGCAGAAGACGCGCGACCUGCUGGCCGUGUUCGUGCGCAAGUUCGGCUUUGACGUCAUCUUCGGCCUGGCACCGUCCGGAGACGCAGUACUGCAGAAGCGGCUCAAGAACAUCAAGAAGGUGGAGCAGCGUAAGAAGGCCGACCGGGAGGCGCGCCGGCAGCAGCAGGAGUCGGACGACGAGCUGGCACCCACCACCAAGAGCGUGGACGAGAUUCUGCAGGCGGCCGAGGUGUCCUCGGACGAGGACGAGGGCGGCCGCUCCGAGCAGCAGCGGCCCGCCCGCAGGAAGGCCAACAGCGCCGCCUGGAUCCGAGAGGACGCAGAGAGCAUCGUCGACCUGCUCGACCCCAAGGCCUCUCGACAGGUCACCGCGUCGCGGCCGGACCAGGGCGGUGCUGGGGCAGAGCGAAGGGAGCGGCGCCGGAAAGAGUUCGGCAUCAGCGAGGACGGCCGGCUCAUCAUCGACACGGGCGACGACGACGACGACGAGCCGAUCCGGUCCAGCGACGACGAGGAGGACGAGCCGGACCAGUUUCUGGAGGCGAUCCGUAACACGGCCGGCCAUCGGGCCAAGCGGAAGCUGGACGCCUGCAGCGCGGGCUCGGCGUCCGAGCCGGCGCCGGCGUCCAAGUACCGGGCCGGCGGCGGCGGCAUCCACCGGCCGGUGGGCGGCGCCGAGUCGGUCCGCUCGGGCCGCUCGCACUGGUCGACGGCCGGCGCGUCGGUGCGCUCGGGCCGCUCGGCCCGCUCGGCCGGCGGCGGGCCCCCGGCCAGAGUCGGCGCCGAGUAUGCCUCUAAGAAGGGACGCGGCGACGUCAAGCGGGCCGGCCGGCCCGACCCGUACGCCUACGUGCCGCUCAAGAGGAACACACUCAACAAACGGAAAAAGGCAAAGUACGAGGGGCAAUACAAGAACAUUGUCAGCGGCGCGCAGAAGGGCGCGACGAAGGGUGCCAAGGCCCGCGGACGCAGCAGGAAGCGCUGACAGUCGGAGUGUCACUAGGUCGAGGCGUUGUUGGUCGGACCUGCCGGCUGGACGGAGAUCAGUGAGCGCUGCAGUGGGGGCGCCAACUGCCGGUGGAGCGGGCCGGCAGACUGCAGAACUGUGGGUCCCAACUACCAUUGGAAGGGCGUUGCAGCCAGUCGGCGCGGCGGCGCCCUGCAUGUGCGCCGUUCUGAAGUGGUCUGCCUCGGCAGAGCUGACGGGGCUGGGAGCGGUGAGAGGCUCUGGCGCUCGGCGACAGCGCGUGCGUGUUAUGUGAUCACGUGCAGACGUGUGAAUAUCGCUCUAUCAGGAGGGGAUCUGAUGUUGCAGCGUGAAUUUGGAGGCUUAAAUAUAUGAAAUGCUCUGUUA
This is a messenger RNA of Amphibalanus amphitrite, 4457 nucleotides long. Its product is annotated as RRP12-like protein. The transcript has 11 exons. Lineage: Eukaryota; Metazoa; Arthropoda; Thecostraca; Balanomorpha; Balanidae. Bases 87 to 4088 code for a protein of 1333 amino acids. The record is from RefSeq and is a predicted model, not a curated record.